Molecule: messenger RNA, 5491 nt
Organism: Trematomus bernacchii (emerald rockcod)
Lineage: Eukaryota; Metazoa; Chordata; Actinopteri; Perciformes; Nototheniidae
Gene: zc3h11a
Product: zinc finger CCCH-type containing 11A
Exons: 16
Coding region: 1749-4415 (888 amino acids)
Molecular function (GO): metal ion binding
Source: RefSeq, a predicted model, not a curated record
CUGUGGUCUAAAGUGCGGCGUCGUUAGGCAUCGAACCGGGACGGGUCUUCCUACAUUACACAACUUUUUUUUAAAUAUAUUUUUAAACCUGAAACUGGUAAUUGACACCACAUACUUUCUUUCGUUAUUCAUUAAACUUCAGUGUUGUACUAUAAAAGUUAAUACUACGGCACAAAAAAGCCGACAACGACUAGCUAGCGAAGGCUAACACACCACUAACGAUAAGGUCGCGAGAUAUUGGUGGUUUUGGUAGGCCUCUGCUAUGUAGCAUAAGCUAAAAAUAUAAUUGAAAUAAAAACACAAACACAAUAUAAGAGGUGUUAAGGCGGGUGGGUUAAACAGCAGACAUAAAAUCCAUUGUCAUAUGUUCUCCACUAUUUUAUCUAACAUUAGUCUUUGUUGCUCUUCAUACAGUAACGUUAUUGCUUUCCUUCUCUGCUGGGAAUCGUUGGUAGUUCGCUCCAGCUAACUCUGAGCUACUUUUUAAAUUUAUAAACAGUAAGUAUCUGAUUGUUGUCUUGACUGUUUUGUUUUUUUAAAGCUUUCACUUUAAAUACUUUAAACUCUCUGUUCUUGGUCACGUUAGUGGUCUCAGAUAUCUUUACUUGUAACGUUAAACUCACAACCUUUUCAUUUGGGGCUACAGGAGAAAUUUCGUUAUUUGGUUUACUAAUAUUUUGAGUCAGUAACUUUGUAAAUCAUUAUUUGUUUAUCGCGUCAUAUCGCGUAUAAGUACUAUUUAGCUUCGCUACAGUUUUUUUCUUCCUUAAGAUGGAAGCCAGAGUUGUUGUUCAGGUUUAUCAGUGUCGAACUGAGGCCUACAUGUCUGGUGAAAAUAAACAAUCCAGGCCUGGACUCUCGAAAAGGGCAGAUUCAGUUGUUCUUUAUUCUGAAUUCGAUACUUGAAAUAUAUAAACAUGGGUUAAUAAUCUAGUCAAAUAGAGUCUGUCCACUGACCUGGACUCUUGUUAAAACUAAACUCAUCUGCAGUCAUUAUUGAUUGUAUUGUGUCUCACUCUUUGCAGAAAUGUCCAACUGUCACCUUUGUAUUUGUGAAGAACUAUCUGUCUCUUAAUAACACUUUGUUUCAGUUCCCUGGGGGAGUGUUUUUGAUUCAUUUUUUAGGUUUAAAUCCAUCCUCUUGGCUCUUUGCGGGAAUCCCUGGAUAUGGAUAGCAUUCCCCCCCAUGAGAAUUCAUUGGCAGAAGAUUUUUUUUUUCUCUUCAGCAUUGGUUGAAAAUCUCUUAACGGCUUGAAUAUCCUGUCAAUUUUUCUUCUAUUACCAUCACCCAAAUGUCACCAACUCCAAGAAGAAGCUGAGGAUUGUUUUUCCACCUGCCAUCCACACCCUUUUUGCUAAGCAUUUUUGGAGAUCAAUUUUUUUAUUUUCUGUCAGUUUAUGCCCCCCUAUUUCUUUAUUUUAUUAAUUGCACCAAUUAAUAAAAAAAAAAUAAAAAAAAGUUCCCAAAGGACUCUAUUGCAUCCACCUUCAGUUAUGCUUAGCAGUCUUGCGGGAUAAAGAUUUCUCAGAGUCUCAGAAAAGGGAUGUCGUAGGAAGACAAGUGUCUCUGGACGAGCCACCCCUCUUUUCCUAUUAUCUCACGGAUCAAGUGUUCCUUCAGGACUCCAUACCACCAAGGAGACACCCCACCAGCAGUGAGGGAUACAACUUCUCAGCCACCUCAGGCCCUGAAUAGAAUCAGCUGCUGGGUUUAUCACCUCCACCACCCGAGGCAUCCCCGCAUUACUAUGACCAACCAUGGAGAUGACUGCUACUUCUUUUACUAUUCCACCUGCACUAAAGGAGACAGCUGCCCAUUCAGACACUGUGAGGCAGCUAUGGGCAGUGAGAUCGUCUGCAACCUCUGGCAGGAGGGACGCUGUUUCCGUACCGUCUGCAAGUUUCGCCACAUGGAGAUCACAAAAAACCGGAAGGAGAUACCUUGUUAUUGGGAGAGCCAGUCAGCCGGCUGCCAGAAGCCACACUGUGCCUUCUUCCAUGAAAGGCCCCGCUACAUCGAGGGCAUGUUUGUCCCACCGGACAAAAGUCUAAGCAAAGCCGAAGAACAGCCACAUGAGGAACCAGCUCCUCCGCCAAUUGCCCCCCUCCCCACUGCAGCCAAUCCCCAGCUCAGAGGCGUGAUCAAGACAGAAACUCAGGAGCCAGUACCAAGCCCCACACACCCACCAGUGGUAAUUAAUCCAGCAGAUGAUGACGAGGAUGAAGAUGACCAGUACUCAGAGGAGGGAGAAGAUGGAAAGGUUGGCCUCUCUCCUAGAAAACUAUCCAAGUCAGACUCACUGAACUUUGGAGUGAGCACCUUGGAGGAGAUUCGGCUUAGGAAGGCCCUGAAGGCCAGCAUGAAGAGAACUGGUUACCCCAUCCAGAGUGCUGAUACUUCAUCCAACGGAGAGAAAGAAAACAUCCAGUCAUUCUUCCGACCAGCCCUCUUUGAGACUGGAGAUGGCCCACUUCUCUUUCAAGAAACUGGGAGACCCAGAGGUAGUGUGGCUGAAAGGCUUGGGAAGAAGAUGCCCCACAGCGAUAUGAACAAUGGAGAUGGUGUUCCACUAAGAAGAGGUCUGGCUGGGCGUCUGGGAAGAAUUGUGGAUGAGGAAGAGCCAUUAAUGCCCCCUCAAAAAGCUUUGAAGCCAAUUAAGGACAGACUUGGAUUGCCCGGGUCUGUUUCACCCACCAAACCAGCGGAGACCAACGUGGAGUCAAGGAAAGCUUCUGAGCAGAUCCGCAUCAAAACUCUGGAGGAAAUCAGACAGGAGAAGGCAGGAAAAUCUCCGUCCCAGAGCCGUAAAGCCGAUCCUGAAACCGACAUACCCAAACCGACCAAGAGUGCUAAGCGAGCUAGCACCAUCAAAAAGGAUCCCAUUAGCCACAUCAAAACCUUCUCUGAGAUCCUGCAUGCAAAGAAGAAAAGGCAGGAGGAGCAGGAUCAAAGCCCCACCCUCAAGAAGGCCAGGCUCAGUGUAGAGAAAGCUGCAGGCAAGAGCCAGGGACCGUCUGACACUGUGGCUGCUAGUCCUGAGGCAGCAAACCUGGGGGAGCUUAGAGUGAAGACUCUGGAGGAGAUCCGCAUGGAAAAGGCAGGCAGGAGUCCAGCUCAGCAGUCCCUGGAGGCUGAGAACAAGAAGAGCUCUGAUUCUGAAGAGACUGAUGCUAAAAAGCCUCGCCUAGCCUCGUGCAUCAAGAAACCGGCUCGGCAAAGCAACGGAACAACAGAGAAGAGUGAUGAAGUGACCAAGAAGACAGUGAAAACUCCCCCUGCUGCUCCUGAGGCCAGUGAUGCCACCAGUAACAAUCUCAAGGUCAAGACCUUUGAGGAGAUCAUGCGGGAGAAGCGCCUUCGCAAGCAGGAAAUGGAGGAGCAAGCCCAAGGCUUGGCUGAAGCAGAGCCUUCUCAGAAACAAACCACUGAAGGAACCUUGAAAAGGAAAGUUCCUGCUAAAGUCACUGUCACGUACCAAGGCUCUUCAUCCCCUGACUCUACCCCUUCAACCCAAAAGCUCCCUGUUAGUAAACCGAUCCCUCUCAAAUCCAAGGCUGGUUCCCCUCUGAACAGCUCGCCUCCUCGUAUAAGACCUGCUGCCGUUACAACUGCCGUUACAACUGCAUCAUCAAGCCCUGUGACUAAGAGCUCUUCUCCACUGCAAGCUGAGACCAAGUGUGAAUCGCAGAGCCCCGGCAGCUCCAGGGAGGUCCCAGACAAAAACACAAGGAGUCCCACUUCACUUUCGCUAGCCAGGCAGGCCAGAGCCGCUCCACAGGGUGCUACUUCUGAUAUAACACUGAACAAUUAUCAGAAAUCCCCAGAACACACUGCAAACACUAAAGUGAGGCCAAAGCUGAAUGUGAAGCCGUCUGUCAUGAAGCCUGCAGUGCAGCUGAAACCAGGCCAGAAGAGAAGAGGGACGCAGCGCUCUGCUGUUGCUGCUGUUAAACCCCUGAACAGCGGCCCCGCAGUGCAGGAGGGGCCCCGGCAGGAGACAGCAUGCAGAGACAGACAGGAGUCCCCUCAGUCCAAUGCAGAGGCUCAGCUGAGCGCUGCUGUCCCCCGCAGUCCCAGCACCCUACUAGACUUAGGGUCGGGCUGCAGCCCCCUGACAGAGGAGCUCCAGACUGUCCCAGUGUUCACACAGAGCCAAGAGACCCCACAGGCUGUCAGAGACGCCUGUACCGUCCCCCAAAGCCCAGUCCUGAAGUCCCCCACACAGCCAAAGUCACGGAGACUGAGCGCAGCCCGCACCACCUCCACCUCCAGCACUGCUGCCUCCACCUCCGCCGUGGAUGACUUUGAGGAGCUGAUAAACGAGUUUACCGACGACCAUCUGGAGGGAGACAUGGACCCUGGCAUCGAAGAGGAUGACCUGCUGCAGGAACUCUCAGAGAUGAUUGACAGCUGAGGGCUCAGUCAAGCACAAUCAACCCCCUGCCCCGACUUCUUGCUCACAACCAUGUCUUGUUUUCAAGAAGUGAAGACCAUCACCAUAUCUACCAUUUAAAAAAAAAAAAAAAGGGAAGACGUUUUCCCUGAAAGCUUCAACUUGUUUUAAGCUUUAGGUUCGUAUUGGUUUUUACCUUUGAAAUCUCCUUUUUCAUUUCCUGCCAAUAUGAUCAUCUGCUUACACCAGGGUUAUUCUGCAGAGCUUUGACUCUUUCUUUAUCAUGUCAGUUCAUGAUCAUUGUUAAACUUUUCAGCUCUUGAAAAGAGAAAUUGAAAAAAGGUUGGCUCUGGGAGAUAUUGUUAAUAACAUCAGUUUGUCAGCAAUCCUGGAUGAUGUUACAUUGUAGGAAUGAUGAAUGUGUUAUUUUUAGAGGGAAGUCACAUCUGUAUACUGUGUAUGCCAAGGGAAGAGCAAUCUGGGUAUGUGAAUAAUGAAUACUGCUGCACUAAAAGUAGCCUUCCCCCAAUUUUGUUUUUUUGUUUUCCCAGAUUAUGACAUUUAAAUGUAUUCAUUUUAAUUUAACAAUGACAACCCUGUGUCAUCAAAGCUCAGAUCAGAGCCUGUGAGGAAGAUACUGAGUUCAUCAGUCAUAUAACUAUCUGGAACAGGUGUAUGUGUUCAUAGAUUUUCAUAGAUAGAGUGCACCUUCUGCCAGUGGAUGCUCUUUAGCGUUUUUAUAAUGUUUGACUGAAAUGUAUUUUUAUUCAGUGGAAAUACCUUUAAAACAUCUAUUCUGGGAUAAAAGUGUGUAUUAAAGUGCUCUCUGGGCUUUGUUAAAGAACACCUCAGGGACUGAUUCUGAUGUUUGUAUGUUCCCAAUAUGAUUGACAAACAGUGUAUUUGAGUUCAACAAUGUUGUCUUUAGUUUUCUUUUCUCUUUUGUGUUUGCAUUGGCUUAUUAAUGUGAUGUGAGAAAAGUUCAACUUGUUUUUUAGUCUUAAUACGCGUUUGUUCUGUCAUGACCCUUUCCCACGAGCUUACUGUUAAAUCACUUCUACAUAUUACUGUGUAAAUAAAAAGUGCUUUUAAUGACG